GCUGCUGCUGCGCCUCCUCCUCCUCCUCCUCCCGCGUCGUGUUUGCGCGAAGUCCGACGGGACCCACCCAGGAAGAUGUCUGACGGUUUUUCGCUCUCUGAUGCCCUGUCAGGGUCCAACAACCCUAACCCUAACCCUAACCCAAAUGCACAGCCUGGCGCAUGGGGAAAUCAACCUGGUGCGUUCCCGGGUUAUCCUGCCGGAUUUCCAGGCAUGUAUCCUGGAGCCCCGGGCACAUUCCCCGGAGCACCGGGCGCGUAUCCUGGAGGCCCACCAUCAGCCGGAUCGUACCCCGGAGGUCCAGCAGGAGCCGGAUCGUACCCCGGAGGUCCAGCAGGAGCCGGAUCGUACCCCGGAGGUCCAGCAGGAGCAGGAUCGUACCCCGGAGGUCCAGCAGGAGCCGGAUCGUACCCCGGAGGCCCACCAGCACCAGGUGGCUUUCCCAGCGCUCCAGGAGUUGUUCCACCAGGUGCAUCGGGAAUGUAUCCUGGCCCUGGGCAGCCGCCAAGCGGCAGCGGAGUUCAGCCAACUGCGCCGCAGACUGGGCCUGGAUUCGGGACUCCCACGCCGAUUGGAGGCUCUUCGGCACCCUUGAAAGUCCCUUGCGACAUACCGCUUCAGUCAGGGCUUGUGCCUCGCUUGUUAAUAACCAUUGUUGGGGCGGUGAAUUCAAAUCCGAACAAAUUUCAAGUGGACUUGAAGAAAGGCAAUGACAUUGCCUUCCACUUUAACCCCCGCUUCAAUGAGGGCAACAGGAAAGUGAUUGUGUGCAACACCAUGCAGCAAAAUAAUUGGGGGAAGGAAGAGAGAACAGCCCCCUGGUUCCCAUUUGAGGCUGGCAAACCUUUCAAGAUCCAGAUUCUGUGUGAACCGAAUCAUUUGAAGGUGGCCGUCAACGACGCUCACGUCUUGCAGUACAACCAUCGCAUCAAAGAGCUGAACCAGAUCACCAAACUGUCCAUCAUGGGCGACGUCACCCUCACCAGCGUCACACCGACCAUGAUCUAACCCCCUUUGCCUCUGGCCUACCAAUACUCCCAACGCUUUGUGUUAAAACAGAUCCUUUUUUAAAAAACAGGUCUGAUUGGAUUAAUUUUGUAAGACAAAAAUUAAUA
Elgaria multicarinata webbii is the source of this 1115-nucleotide messenger RNA. RefSeq names its product galectin 3 (gene LGALS3). The transcript has 6 exons. Gene Ontology annotation, molecular function: IgE binding; carbohydrate binding; laminin binding. Gene Ontology annotation, biological process: neutrophil chemotaxis; positive chemotaxis; eosinophil chemotaxis. Gene Ontology annotation, cellular component: nucleus; cytoplasm; immunological synapse. Bases 76 to 1008 code for a protein of 310 amino acids. The record is from RefSeq and is a predicted model, not a curated record. NCBI's taxonomy places the organism in Eukaryota, Metazoa, Chordata, Lepidosauria, Squamata, Anguidae.